AUGUCUCAGGUGGAAGAUUCAACACUACUCACUACCCGUGCCCACGAAGCAGAUCGUCAAGCUCGUGAGGUCUAUCGGUAUUUCCAACCAGCCAAUCCGGCCGCGCUCAACGCAGCAUGGAUUCCGCGCUCUGCUGCUUCCGAACUUGCAACCGAUUCCAGCACCCUGUCUAGUCCAAAUACGACAUUGACCUCAUUCGCACAGCAAGCAGCCAUACGCCUCAACGCGCAGCGUGCCUUUAUCACUAUAUUGAAUCACGAUUCACAGUUUAUCGUAUCCGAAGCCACGAAGACUACAAAUAGUGGCAACUCGAUGUUGUCGACGGCGGAAGGAGAUGAGCUUUUUGCCGGAACAUCGACUUUGCCAAACGCUUGGAAUAUAUGCUGGGAAACAGUCUCGAUUGCCUCAGAAUUGGAAGAUGGAACCUUUCCCGUACUGGUCGUCAACGACCUGACUCAAGAGGAGCGCUUCAAACAAUUGCCAUUUGUCGAAGGAGAGCCACACUCUCGCUUCUAUGCCGGAACCCCCUUGAUCACCGACAACGGUAUCAAACUAGGAUGCCUUUUCGUUUUGGAUUCUCAGCCCCGUGAUGGCCUGUCUGAAAGUGAGAAGGACGCACUAGGAACAGUGGCAGCGAUGGUCAUGGACUAUCUACACGUCAGCCGACAGGCCGUCGAAGGGAGCCGCGCCGCGCGGCUGUCACAGGGUCUCCGUUGUUUCGUCGAUGGCAAAUCCAGUUUCUCCGACAAUCACCACAUGUCUCGCUCCCCAAGUUCAAACUCUAGUUCGUCCUCGCGGGGAUCAACACACACUCGGACGAGCCGAUCUUCUAGCUCUCAAACCAGCGACUUGGGAUCUUGCUUGAAUUGUGAUGAAACCGGCGAUGCGCGCUCUCAGACCGGCGACGCUCGGUCUUUAAGCGCAAUUUUCAACAAGAAUUCGGAAGGAGAACCUUUUGCAAAUGCAGCGGCUUCACUAAGAAGCUCUCGUCGAGGCGGCAGCAGGUCAUCAAUAUCUUCGGAUAGCAAUGACAGGAUUUUUCAACGAGCUGCAAAUAUUUUAAGACAAGGUUUAGACUUGCACAGUGCUGGCGGCGUGAUAUUUCUUAAGGUUGGCGACGUCUCUCCAGAUGAUUUAUCUCAAAGCGACUCUACUUCUGUCAAUGCUGAAAGUCCUGCGCCUGUUCUUUCCAUUUCCACCAGAGAUGACCCAUUGUCAUCUCAGGAAAACUCAUCGUCGCCAUGCGCAGCUGCCAGUAUUGACAAAAAACAACGCAAAAAGCACAAGGCCUCAGAAACCAUCAAACUCAAUUCGUAUUUUCCUAAUGCGUGCCAAGUCAUGUUUGUUCCAUUGUGGAACGCUACCAAUUCCGAGUGGUUUGCUGGAUGUUUCUGUUGGAAUCCCCAACCGACACGAGUUUUCAAUCGUGCUGUUGAUCUGACCUCAAUAUUUGGCUUUUCAUCUUCCAUCAUGACUGAAUACAGUCGUGUUGAAUCGGUUAUCACAGACCGCCAGAAGGGAGAUUUUAUCAGCAGCAUCUCACACGAGCUUCGCAGCCCGCUGCAUGGUGUACUGGCUGCUACAGAGUUUUUGGGAGAUACUCAUCUAGACGAUUUCCAGGAAUCCCUCCUUGAGACUAUCAAUGCCUGUGGGCGAACAUUACUGGAUACGAUGAACCAAGUGCUAGACUUUAGCAAAAUCAUGUCAUUGGAGAGGCAGGAGAGAAGGUCUAGGCGGAGAAAGGAUUCGUUGAAGCCGAAGCUUACCGAGGAAAACCCAGCGCGCAUGGAUCCAUUUGUGGCGACAAAUGUGGCUACACUGACAGAGGAAGUUGUCGAUAGUGUGCACUUGGGCCAUUCCCAUAUGAAACAGUCUACAGCGCGGACCAAUCGUCCAAAAGUCGUUCCACCAAGUUUGCCUAAUCAACUGGCAAGAGCGGACAAGGAAGUUAACGCCAGUCCAAACGUGGAGGUUAUUGUCAAUAUUGCUAGCAACGACUGGGUGUACAAAGUUCAGCCCGGAUCGUUAAGACGCCUUAUCAUGAAUCUUCUCGGCAAUGCCCUUAAGUACACCGAGAAGGGCCUGAUUUCAGUUUGCGUCGAGGCCAAUCGGUGUUCGAAAGGUCGUUCGCGACGUCGGGAUGCCGUGGAUAUGGUGACCUUGACUAUAUCCGACACAGGGAAAGGGAUUUCGAGCACAUACCUACGGACUCGCUUGUACACUCCAUUCUCGCAGGAGGAUAAUCUGUCAGUGGGUACCGGCCUCGGUCUGUCAAUUGUUCGUGGCAUUGUGGAUACACUCGACGGAAGCAUCGACAUCCAAAGCCGAGUGGGUGAAGGCACUGUGGUUAAAGUCUCGAUUCCUCUCGAGCGUCCAAUCAAGGAAGAAAAAUCAUCAUCAAUUAAUGUGGACUGUGCCGGAAAUUCGCCCAUCCCGUCCACACAACUUUCUUGUAUGGGGUUAACGAAGAACCUUGUUGCCUUUGGGGGAAUUUAUUCCUCAUCCCUCAUCGAAAAUCAGUUCUGGUCUUCGAUCGCUCAAUAUGUGACGGAUUGGUAUGGCAUGAAAGUCGUGCCUUGGUCCGCCAAUGAACAUGUUGAUUUCGUGUUUGUCAAUGAGACCGACUUGUCCGAAGAAAGAGUACGGCAAUCAAUUACUGGAUCACCAAACUUGCUCGUCUUUUACAACGAAUGGGACAACUCCGGUAACCCCAGCAAAAAGUGGUCACACCUUGCUGAGACCCUCGGUAUUCUACGUCGACCUUGUGGUCCACAGAGACUCGCCAGAGGUAUAUUGGGCUGUCUCAAUUCGACACCCGCGUCUCGUAGGUCGCGUCCACCUACUGCUGGACUAGAAUUCGCCGUUCCAGAACGACCCAAGCUUGCAGGCCCGUCCCCAAUGGCCGAGACUUUAACACAUUCGUCACCUGGGCAUCCAGACAGAACAGCUGCCAAGUCAUUGGAAUUCACACCAGACCCACAGUCAAAUGUUGGCUCCACCGGGCAUGAUAAUCCUGGGCUGCGUUUGGGAACAGAAAUCUCCGGUCAUACCACGUCUACUCUCACUAGUUCCGCCAGUCUGAAUCCCACUGGUACGCUAAAUGGGAGUCGGAGCGGACCUCGGAUUUUGCUGGUGGAUGAUAACGAUAUCAACCUCCGCCUGACGACGACUUUCAUGGACAAACGAAAGGUCCCGCUUUUGGAUAUAGCACAGAACGGCAGAGAAGCAGUAGAAUGCGUCGAGGGGAUGUUGACAGGAUAUGACCUCAUUUUCAUGGAUAUUUCUAUGCCCAUCAUGGACGGAAACGAAGCAACACGCGCCAUUCGCACGAUAGAAAAAGCACGAGAUGGAUGCGAUCGGGCAAAAAUCAUUGCUUUUACGAGCCUUAGCAGCUCCCAUGCGGAGGCCACGGCGCUAGACUCAGGAGUGGAUCUAUUCCUUACAAAACCUGUUUCGUUCAAGAAAAUAUCGAGAUUGCUGAAUGAGUGGGAAACUGAACAACCAAAUUGA
This is a messenger RNA of Penicillium brevicompactum, 3510 nucleotides long. Its product is annotated as GAF domain-containing hybrid sensor histidine kinase/response regulator. Gene Ontology annotation, molecular function: histidine phosphotransfer kinase activity; phosphorelay sensor kinase activity; protein binding. Lineage: Eukaryota; Fungi; Ascomycota; Eurotiomycetes; Eurotiales; Aspergillaceae. Bases 1 to 3510 code for a protein of 1169 amino acids. The record is from RefSeq and is a predicted model, not a curated record. Gene Ontology annotation, biological process: protein autophosphorylation; phosphorelay signal transduction system. The transcript is spliced from 5 exons.